AUGUUACUGUAUUCAAGUAUUAGAAACUUUGUUGCUGGACGCAGUUUAUCAACCGUUGCCAGAGUGCAAUGCGUUGCUCAAAGAACUGCAAGAUCUCGAAGAAAUGUCGCUAACAGAUACCGAAAUUUCACCUCGUCAAGUUCAAGAUAUCGAUUUAUAAGUGAAGAGUUAAGUCAUGUAACUGGUCCUACAGAACCUCCCCUGUCUUCACAUACUAUAGGUAGUUUGGUGGAAGAAACAGCCAAGAAUUACGGUCACUUGAAUGCCGUUAUUUCUAUGCAUCAAAAUGUGGAACUCACUUAUAGCGAGUUAGACCGUCUUUCAUCUAUAGUCGCGACCAAUCUGGCUGAAAAGUACGGUAUCAAGAAGAAUGACAGAGUAUCUGUUUGUGCUGGUAAUAUCUGGGAAUAUCCAGUUCUUCAGAUUGGAUUGGCUAAAUUAGGUGCCAUUAUGAUUCCGCUGAAUCCGGCCUUUACUCAUGGCCAGUUCCAUGCUGGCAUGGAAGGAAGUGGUUCAAAGGUAUUGAUUAUUCAAUCUCAUCUUCAUAGAGGCAGGCGGAAGCCGGCGAGGGAUAUGGAACCUCUUAUACAAGAGAUUCUGUCCAAGAAGAACUCUCCUGACAUUGAAGCCAUAUUCGUUAUUCCUCCAACGUCAUCUACCCCAGAAGGAAACGCUAUUAAAGGUGAUGCUCUUUCUAAGCUAUCUGCAAAGCAUACUUCCGAAUUCAAGUUUCAUCGUGGUACCAUCCCGUUUUCAAAUCUUCUAGAGGACAUUACACCCAAAGAAUAUGAUACCGACUGUCAGGAUACCAUCAACAUGCAAUUUACAUCCGGAACUACUUCAGCUCCUAAAAUCACCUCAUUGUCUCAUUAUAACCUGGUCAACAAUGGACGUUUCAUUGGUAAUCGAAUGGGAUUGUCUGCUACCCAGUCUCACCAUCCUACGGGCCAGGAUCAUAUGUGUAUCCCGGUGCCCAUGUUUCAUUGUUUCGGACUAGUUUUGUCAAAUUUAUGUGCAUGGUCUACGGGAUCUUGUCUAGUAUACCCUUCAGACGCAUUUGAUCCCAUUGCAUCUCUAACUUCAGUACGCAAAUACUCGUGCACUACUUUACAUGGCGUUCCUACUAUGUUUGCUGCCCAAUUAGACCUGAAUGAUGGCCAACAAAGAGGGUACGAGUAUCUUCGUACUGGAAUUGCUGCUGGGUCCUCUGUACCAAUUGAAAUCAUGAAGAGACUCUCCCAAGAGCUUCAUCUUAAUGAACUGACUAUCUGUUAUGGCAUGACUGAGACAGCUCCAGUCAGUUUUAUGUCUCAUCCGAAUGACAGUGCCGAGAGGCGCUGUACUACGGUUGGUACCAUCAUGCCUCAUACCGAAGCUAAAAUCGUUCGACCUGGGGAUGAUACUUUGACUCCUCUGCCUAUUGGGGAAAAAGGUGAAAUUGUGGUUGCUGGGUACUUAUUGAUGAAAGAAUAUUACCGGGAUGCUUCCAAAACUGCCGAGGCAAUUGCCGUAGAUGCUGAUGGCAAGAGAUGGAUGAAAACUGGUGAUGAGGGUCAAAUUGAUAAGGAAGGAUUUUUAACGGUGACUGGCCGUAUUAAAGAUCUUAUCAUUCGUGGAGGUGAGAAUAUUCAUCCUCUGGAGAUCGAGAAUGCUCUUUUUACGCAUGACGCUGUUCUUCAAGCAUCAGUAGUCGGGGUUCCUGAUAAGAAAUACGGAGAAGCUAUCUGCGCUUUUAUCGUCCUUGAUCAUACUCAUAAGAAAGAUCCCCCAUCCAUCAGAGAGAUCCAGGAAUUCGUCACUGAACGAUUGGGCCAUUAUAUGGCACCCAAGUACGUACACUACGUCGACGACUUCCCAAAAACGGCCAGUGGUAAGAUCAGGAAAGUCGAUCUGAAGCAGACUGCCAUAGAACUUAUGUAA
This is a messenger RNA of Sugiyamaella lignohabitans, 1920 nucleotides long. It is a transcript of the gene PCS60, whose product is annotated as Pcs60p. NCBI's taxonomy places the organism in Eukaryota, Fungi, Ascomycota, Dipodascomycetes, Dipodascales, Trichomonascaceae. Gene Ontology annotation, biological process: fatty acid metabolic process. Gene Ontology annotation, molecular function: medium-chain fatty acid-CoA ligase activity. The record is from RefSeq and is a predicted model, not a curated record. Bases 1 to 1920 code for a protein of 639 amino acids. The transcript has a single exon.